Dicrocoelium dendriticum is the source of this 2951-nucleotide messenger RNA. NCBI's taxonomy places the organism in Eukaryota, Metazoa, Platyhelminthes, Trematoda, Plagiorchiida, Dicrocoeliidae. The record is from the annotation of a GenBank genome assembly.
CAGACACCUUACACUGUACGUCGCAGAUCAGAUACGGGACUAACUAUACGGACGAUGAAUAAAAUGUUAAACCCUUCACCAAGCACACAUCGAAAAAACGAUUAGUCGCCGGCCACUCACUGGUCGGCGAAACUUCACAUAUGAGUUGCAGAACCUCCGAAACAUUGCUUAAAUCUGAGAAACUUUCAUGUAUGUACACUAACGCCCAAGGGCUCCUCAGUAAAAUUACUGAACUUCGACUACGUCAGGUUGCGAAUGCUUGGGACCUAAUUUCUAUUACCGAAACUUGGUUACACCAAGAGGUGAUUGAUGCUGAGGUUGAGAUAGCCGGAAUGUCCCUCAUCCGGAACGACCGCCCCAGCAGAGGAGGUGGGGUCCUACUCUACUACCGCAGCGAUCUACAAUGUACAACCGUUGAUGAUCUGGAAACACACGUUACUGACUCACUCUGGUGCCGUCUCCGAUUGAGACACAACGACACGUGUUUAGUAGCUGUCGUUUACCGCCCCCCAACGUCCACUUCGGAAAUGGAUUCUUGCUUGAUCCAUGGCCUAAACAGAGUAACACGCACUAGGUACAGUCACAUUCUCAUCUCCGGGGACUUCAAUCUACACAAUCUGGAGGCUUCGGCAUCGCCCAGUGAGCAGUUCAAAGCAGACUUGCAUGAACUGAUCGCUAAUAUUCCUUUGUACAAUCAUGUCACCACACCCACUAGAUUCAGGACAGCAAACAAACCGUCCAUACUAGACCUUGUGCUCACGAAUGAAGAGCUCAUGGUUGACAAGUUAUUGAUGGAUAGUCCAUUAGGUCUCAGUGACCAUGUAGUAAUAACUUUUGACUAUGUGUGUUAUGCAGAGUAUCCAUCUGAACACUCGGAACUAACUCAUACAAUCACACGCUACCACGUAUUGAAAGAACUCGCCGACGCAGCUGCUUGGGAAUUCUCAAACAAAAGUCCCCUUGACAACGUUUGGGCAGAGUUCGUUAAUAGACUCAGCGACAUCGUCAACAGAGCAUCGGAGACCAAACCCCUUCGGCCCGCUAAAAUGCCUUCAAUUCUAAGGAGUAGGACUCGCAAAUGCCUGGCGAUAAGGGAUGCAGUAUGGCGUGCCUACAAGAUUAACCCUGACUCAGAGACAUGGGGAAAUUUCCUGACCCAUCGCAACCAUUGCACUGCACUUGUCCGUGAGGACAAACUAACUUAUCAACAGAGCCUAGCCAAAAAAUUCAUGGCAAACAACAAACUGCUAUAUAGGCAUGUCAAUAAGCUUCGUAAAGUGAAGCAUGGAAUCCCCCCACUUUUCACGACAGGCGGUAGAGUACAAAGCGCCGAAGAAGCAGCUAAUGCCCUGCGGCUGCAAUACGCCCCAAUCUUCGAACUCGCAACUUCUACCUGUCCCAUAUUAUCAAGCACAUUACCGACACCUUUGUUUACAAAUGUAAUUUUCAACCCAUCAAUUGUGCUGAGGAAGUUACUCUCACUGCGUGAGCAUAGUUCUCCAGGAGCAGACAACAUCCGCCCGAAGGCACUGAAGGCUAUGGCCACCAAGCUAGCUGAACCACUGUCACAGUUCUUCCAAAGGUGCUUUGAUGAACAGCAAGUCCCCACUAUGUGGAAGUGUGGCAUUAUAACCCCUAUUUUUAAAGGCGGUAGCCGUUCCGAUCCUGCAAACUAUCGUCCAGUGACUCUCCUCCCUGUGCUCGCGAAGGUGAUGGAAGCAGUCGUCGCUGAGGCUUUAAUGGACUACCUGGAAAAAUGCAACAUCUUGGUACCGGAACAGCAUGGCUUCCGUCAACACCGGUCAUGCACCACCAACCUACUUAUUGCUCGAGGUAGUUGGACGGAAGUGGCCGAUGAUGGGGUCGGAGUCGAUGUCAUCUAUCUGGACUUCUCCAAAGCUUUCGACCGCCUUGAUCACCGCAUCCUACUUCAAAGACUACAAAGUUACGGAAUCGGAGAUCCUGUACUUGGUUGGAUUGGCAACUUCCUUUACCAACGAAAGCUUCAAGUACGUGUUAGGGGAUCACUUUCUAACCCAAUUGAGGUGCAAUGUGGUGUCCCACAAGGCUCAGUGCUGGGACCGCGUUUAUUCCUGGUGUUUAUCAACGACCUGGCAAGGGUCAUCUCCUCAAAUUUCCUGCUUUUCGCCGAUGAUGUCAAGAUAUGGCGGGCGAUUGGUAACAAGCCAGAUCAGGAUCUGCUCCAACAUGACCUAGAUUGCAUUUAUGAAUGGUCAAAGAGGAACAAGCUUCAAUUGAACAUAGCUAAGUGCAAAGUGAUGCAUCUGCGUCACCAGCCGGUGAGCGCUUACAAGAUUGGAGACCACACCUUGGAGAAGGUUUCUCAGGAGCGUGACCUUGGUGUAUUGGUGCAGGAAGAUCUCGGGUGUUCAAAACAAGCAGAGAAGGUGACGAAAACCGGAAAUCAACACCUCGGCCUUCUUCGCAGAGCCUUCGGUCGGUUUGAACCCUCAAUCUUUCCCCAAAUGCUUAACGCUUACGUGCGACCGCACGUGGAAUAUGCUAUUCAGGUGUGGCAGCCGUGGCAGAAACAGGAUCUCGUUGCUCUCGAGACUCCUCAACGAAGGGCAACCAAGAAUGUCAGGGGCCUCUUUCAUUUGCCCUAUCAGCUUAGAUUGAAAUCUCUAAGAAUCUACAGCAGUCGAUAUCGGCUUUUGCGGGGGGAUCUCAUAAUGGUUUACCAGAUCCUGAAGAACCCAAACCACAUUUGUCGUCCGCUGCUGGAAUUGAACCACAACACUAAACUAAGAGGUCACCCUCUGAAACUGACAAUUCAGUAUAGCCGGCUUGAAUGCCGUAGAAAUUUCUUUUCUCUCCGCGUGUGCCAGCCGUGGAACGCCCUCCCUAAUUAUGUCGUCUCUGCUCCCAAUCUGGCAAUAUUUAAAAAACGUGUUGACGAUGCAUUGUCUCACUUGCAUUUCAUUUUAUGA